AUGAUAUCAGCAACGGAUAUUGCGGGAACGGCCUUGCGCCUUGUCCAACGUGCCGCCGAGGAGAGCGACCCUGAGGGCUCCGAUGGCUCUCAGAAGGAGAUCUUUGCGGCAUGGGCGCUGUUCAUCUCCAUUAUGCUUCUCAUCACCGCCUUCUUGACGAGCUACUUCCUCCAAGAGAGGAAGAUCGAGGCCGUCCACGAGACGGUCAUCUCAAUCUUUGCAGGAAUGACUGUUGGGCUGCUCUUGCUCGUGACCUCUGGCGACUCGAUCCGAAACCUCAUCAGCUUCGACUACCAAAUUUUCUUCAACCUGCUACUACCACCGAUUAUCCUCGCGUCGGGCUACGAGCUACAUCAGGCCAAUUUCUUCCGAAAUAUGGGGACUAUCUUGACGUUCGCUUUCGCGGGAACCUUCCUCUCGGCUGUCGUCAUCGGUCUCAUUCUCUGGCUCUAUGCUUUGACGGGCGUCGAGUCCAUUAGUAUGUCGUUCGUCGACGCCAUCUCUGUAGGCGCGACCCUAUCGGCCACCGAUCCCGUAACCAUCUUGGCCAUUUUCAACUCGUACAAGGUGGACCCUAAAUUGUACACCAUCAUCUUUGGCGAGUCCAUUCUCAACGACGCCAUCGCUAUCGUCAUUUUUGAGACGGCGCAGAAGUACAAAAAAGGCGAUGCCUCCAAGCUCGGGGUUCUGAGCUUCUUUGAGGGUAUCGGCAUCUUCUUGAUCGUCUUCUUCGGAAGUUUGUUGAUUGGUGUACUUGUUGGAGUUUUGACGGCAUUGCUCUUGAAACUCACCUACAUUCGACGAUACCCCAAGAACGAGAGUUGUCUGGUUGUGUUGAUCGCGUAUGCGACAUAUUUCUUCUCGCACGGCAUCCACAUGUCUGGCAUUGUAUCAUUGCUUUUCUGCGGCAUAACGCUGAAGCACUACGCUUAUUUCAACAUGUCUCGCCGAACUCAGCUCACGACCAAGUUCAUCUUCCAGAUCCUUGCGCAGCUGUCAGAGAACUUUAUCUUCAUUUACCUCGGUCUCGCGCUGUUCACGGAUAACGCGCUCCAGUUCCGACCGCUUUUGAUCAUCAUCACUGUUUGCGCUGUCUGCGCCGCUCGCUGGGUAGCGGUGUUCCCCUUGUCCCGCCUCAUCAACUGGGUCAUCCGCUAUAGAGCCCGCCGGAGGGGCGGGGGAGAGGUGAGCGACGAGCUGCCCUACAAUUAUCAAGCGAUGCUUUUCUGGGCUGGUCUGCGCGGAGCCGUAGGUGUCGCUCUCGCAGCGCUGCUCACCGGCGAGAACUCCUACGCGCUCAAAGCCACCGUCCUGGUGGUGGUGGUGUUGACGGUCAUCAUCUUUGGUGGCACGACGGCGCGGAUGUUGGAGAUCCAAGGAAUUCGCACCGGAGUCGUCGACGAAAUCGAUAGCGACGACGAAUUCGACAUUGAGUCGUUUAGCGGCGGACAGUAUGUCAAGCGCAACAGCACCGGCAUCGGCUACAAUCCUAGGCGGAACGGCAGCCUGUCGCUGGACAACAUCACCUCGCGCAACGCCGCUCGGCCAGCCGUGGGAUCGGAACGCAGUAGCUAUGUCUCUGGCUCACACUCGCCGAACCCGAUCAAGAGGCAGUCAAGCCUCAGCCGCAAGAACUCUGAAAUCGAGAGAUCCGACCUGCUGGGACGGAGCGGCAAUACGACGGACUCGGACCUGGGAAGCGACAUCGACACAUCGGACCUCCCGCCCCCGGCCCGCCGGGAUCCGCGCCGCACGAGCCCGAUGGCCGCUUCCGGAGGAGUAUCACAGGCGACCGGGUCUUCCGCCGGCGGCCUUCUCGCGCAGACCGAACCCGCCGCAGGGGCGCCGGCGGCGUCUCACCACGUCUCGGCGACAUCUGCCAUCAGACAGCUCUUCAGCCACGGGGCCGAGGACGCGGCUGGCCUGUUCCGUCAGUUGGAUGAGGACUACAUCAAACCGACGCUGCUGCUCGACGGUAACAACCGCGGCAAUGGCUCGGGCUCAGGCCCGGGUGCGGUCUGA
Messenger RNA from Colletotrichum orchidophilum, 2022 nucleotides. RefSeq names its product sodium/hydrogen exchanger 3. Lineage: Eukaryota; Fungi; Ascomycota; Sordariomycetes; Glomerellales; Glomerellaceae. Gene Ontology annotation, cellular component: fungal-type vacuole membrane; late endosome; early endosome. The record is from RefSeq and is a predicted model, not a curated record. The coding region runs from base 1 to 2022 and encodes 673 amino acids. Gene Ontology annotation, biological process: vacuolar acidification; proton transmembrane transport; sodium ion transport. The transcript has 5 exons. Gene Ontology annotation, molecular function: sodium:proton antiporter activity.